AGCGGCGCGGGCGCGGCGGCGCCGGUGGCUGCCCCCAUGCUUGUGCGGCCGCUCCUGCUCACCUCUCUCCUGCUCGGCACAGUGUCUACCCUGCGCUCCGCCAGCGCUCAAGCCCGCCAUGGCACUGCACCAGCACAGUUGGCCCGUACCUCGCCGAUGUACCAUGUGGAAGCAAAGCCCAUCGUCCUCAUUGAAAACUACACGUUAUCUCCUGAUAUAGAUGAAGAAAAUAACUUGGGCACUGCAAAUAAGAACAGUUCAAAAAAGGAGCUACAAGAUAUCAUCAACAAUUUAAAUGAAAAAUGCAAAAUAAACCUAUCCGGCACUUUCGACAGUAUUGGAAAGCUGAUAAAAGCAUUGAAGAAAUUGGAAGCAGAAGAGUUAGCGGCCUGUAAUAUUUCAAAAGAUGCAGCCAACUUCGGAGGAAAUUAUUUUCUAAUAUCUGAAGAAGCAAUUGAAGGUCCUCCAGGAGAAGCAAUUCACACAGAAUUCCCUUUUUUUGAAGAGUUUGCACCCCCUGAAUCUGAAUUAAUUGAGGAGAAAACGACAGAAGAGGAACCAGAGAUUGCACCCCUUGAAGUUGAAGUAAUUGAAGAGGAAACAACAGAAAAUGAACCAGAGAUUGUCAUCCCUGAGAUAGAAAUUAUUGAGGAAACUGCAGAAGAUGUGUCGGGCCCUAAAUUUGAAAUUAAUGAAGAGAACUCAACACAACUUGUACCAGACACUACAAGCCCUGAACUGGAAAGUCCUGAGGUCACCUCAAAUGAUUCAGAAAUCGCAUUAGUAUCAGUCCCUGAUUUACUGCUUAAGAGGAAGCAGUCACAUUCAAUACCAGCUAUAGGGUAUGUAAGUCCUGAAAUGGAACUUGCUGAAUUUAAGGCAGCUACCUCAACUAUCGCCCCAAUACCAGAUUUGGGCUUUGUAAGCCUUGAAAUGGCAGAGCAUGAAAUUGAAUAUCACCCGGAGAAGAUAACCACAACUGAAUCUGAUUCGGACAAUGAAACCACGGAAAUGUCAGACUAUGAAAUUAAUUAUAGGGAGACGACAACUGUAUCAAUACCUGUGUUGUACGUGGCAAUGCCUGAAGAAGCAGUGAUUCAAAAUCCAACGAAAGAAUCAGCACAAGAAAUACUUGUCCUAAAACCUGCAGAUGAAAUCCCUAAAACUGUCUCGGAAUUACCAACACUUCCAGUAGUUCCAGUAUUAGAGUAUGAAGAGGUACUUUAUCCAGACCCCGAUGAGAAAAGGAUUCAAAAGGUUUUACAAAACUUUCAGCGCAAAACUAAAGAAGAUCAGCUGACUCAUGAAACAAAAAAGAAAAGAAAAAAAAUGUCGAAAAGGAAUGAACCUUCUGAAGAUUUGCAAGAAGAAAAUUGGUCACCAAUGGAAAAAGAUCAAAAGGCCACAAAUGUAGGAAGUGGCAGAAGCCUUCCAGCCUUUGACGGUGAUGGUGACAGUGACGAUGAAGACCCACCAGAAGAAAGCCUUCCAGACAAUGACAGUGACAUUGUUGAAAAGAAACUGGACGAGCUGGAGGCAAACAUAAUGUCUGAUUCUGAUGAUGACACUGAACUUCAACCAGUAGCCAAUGAAAUGAAGGAUUCAGAUACCAAAGAUGAAGCUUUUGACGAACUUAUGGCAGAACUGGAUUCAUCAGACGACGAAGUCAAAAACGAAAGAUCCAAACUAAUGAACGGUAAUUUACAACGCAAAUUCACAGAUGAUGAGAUGGUGCAGAACAGCGUCAACAGGCUGCGAUCCGACCAACCACAGGUAUCUGCUAGACCGAUAGACAUUGAAUUGAUAAAUGUGAAUGAAAGUACAGGUGAAAUAACCAAAGAAGAAUUGGUAGAUGCCGAUUUAAUAAAACCUAAACACGUCGUUGGCAAACAGUCCAUGAGAGAUAUGGUGGAGGAUCUCAUCGCUGCCAGCCUGAUUGCUGUGUUUGUCAUUUUAGCUUUAAUUGCAAUGUUUUAUACCGUCUCCUUUGUCAGAUCCAAAGAGAAAGAAAAAUGUCCCACAAUAACCAUAAUCGAAAGUGGAUCUCCAGAAGGCACAAGGAAAUAUACCGUUGGUUCCUCAAGAAAGCACGGCACACCCGUUUGCUAUGGUAAAAUAGUCAAGACACCACGUCACCGCCAAGGGCGACACAAACGUGAUAGGAUACCAAUUCAUAAAACAGUUUCAUCCAAUAUUUCUACAGAAACAAGCCAGAGAACCACUGAAACGGUUGCUCUCCCACCUCCUCAGAUAAGAGAUAUUUGCCCACGGCCCCUUCGCUCACGUGUCUCCCGUGCAUACUCGCCUCGCCCACUAUCUCCACAAUCAGUGUGCCCUUGCGCGCGACCUACACAGUUACAACCCACAUGCCCAACCCUCAUUCCCUGGUCGCAACAACAAUAUCAACCGAGAGAAUCUAAAAGAUCAUUAAGAAGAGACUCAAUACAAGAUUACCAAGCUACGCCGUUCUCAACCCCAAGAAAGUUAUCACUGCAAGAAGUUGAGUUACCCAUUUCGCCAAGGCAAAUACCAUCACCGGAUUAUCAACCUUCACGGCAGCCAACUCCAAGGAGGUUAUCACUGAGAGAUUCAACAUUGACUCAAGAAAUUACACCGAUAGAUUUACAAGCUUCGCAGUACACAACCCCAAGACAAAUGUCACUGCAAAAUGUGGAAUUACCUAUUUCAGAUAUGAGCACAACACAGCCACAAUCUCAAGCCUCACAGCCCCUAUCGCCAAGAAAGGUGUCACUGCAAGAUGUAGGGACGCAUAUUUCACGUGUAGAUACGACACAGCCAGAACAACAAAUCUUACCGCCCCUAUGCCCAAGAAAGGUAUCAUUGCAAGACAUGGGACUGCCUGACCCAACACUGCCAGAUCAUCCAUCUUCACCGAUCGUAACCCCGAGAAAGUUAUCGUUGCAAAAAACAAUCUCACCCCCUUCAUCUCCACCUGCUACAUCGCCAAGAAGGACGUCCGAUGCAGGAUUGCCUGUUCCACAGGAGGAUAUGCCAAUGCCGGAAUAUCCAGAAUCAUAUCACUCAAAGAGAAUAUUGUUUAAUGAGUCGGCUCCAGUAACUGAUAUUAGAGAAUUGCCCACUUCGAACAAGGAGGCAAUACAGCGAGACUAUCUAUGCCAAUUUCCCUCCCCCCCCAGGAAGUCGUCACUUCCUGCUAUAGCACCAUACUUCCAAACUAGUGAAGGUCCAAUGCAUUCUGUUCCUGACAAAGGUCUGAGGAGUAUUAGCCGAGACAGCCACAAACCGUUAUCUCUAUCAGCCCCCCGUCUUUCAACCAUUCGUUCAUCAGUGAGGUCACAAGCAGGCAUGCAGUAUCCAUACCGACCGGAUCCGAAUAGUGAUGCUCCUUUUGCAAUGAGGAGGUCAAGUGCUUCAAUGCAUGCUCCUGACCCGAUUUCAGAAGCCUACGAUACUUUGGACUCGGAUGGUCCAGAGAUUAUCAACAGAUCACCUUAUAUGUCAGAUGAUGGUGGUGAUUUAAGUGUUGAAUCAUAUGCUGAUCCAGUCAUUCCUUCACAAUACUCUCUAUCCCAAGCCCCCAUAUCACCAUUCCUUCCUCAGCCCAGGCAAGUAGCCCAUUCCAGAUCACAACCAGCAUCAUAUGCUAAUCUACCACACACAUUCUCACAUCCUGCUCUCCAAACACUCAGGACACCAUCUAUUAGUGGGCCAAGUUCGACCGCCUUUCAGCCAAAUCAGUUUGCAUACCAAGGCGGAGUCUCAGCAGGAGAUUUUAGUCCCAGGUUACAAUAUAUUCCUAAAGAAAGUGCUGUUAGAAUGCAGCAACCAGUUAGUGUCCACUCAUCAGUAUACCCAGUAAGUCCUCUUCCUCUAGUUUUCAGCCAACAGCCCAUCACCCAGUCACAAAUGAUGUACCGAACACCCAGCUUGCCACCAUCUCAACCACAUUCAAUGGUCUCUUUGCCAUACCUUCCAGAGGAAUCCCACACGGCCCACAUGCGUUUAAUGCAACAUAUACCCCGGGAAGAGUAUCCACCACCAGCUUACCUACCUGAUGAAAGGGCAUAUGCUAGCCACUCGUAUAUAGAACAGCAAACACCUUUUACAAACAAUGGUAGACAAUCAUAUGCCUUCCAAAACCAACCAAGCAUGGAUGGUUCAUACGUGAGUAUGCCAUAUUCAGGAUCUCGUAUUGCAACAUCACCGUCAAUACAAGGGUGGAUUGCCACUGGCGCUCCCACACCGGGAGAAGUCAGUAUAAGCAAUAUUCCAACUCAAAGAAGUUUUGGAAAUAUUCCAUCUGAAAAUCAGUCAUGGCAUGAAUCAUUUUAUCGACCAGUGGCUUCAUCGCCAUCUUAUGCAGUAUCACAACAACAAUCUCGUUUCCCAUCAUACCAACAGUUAUCGUCAAGAUCACGGCAGGGACCUGAUUCCAAUGCGUAUUCAAGAUCCCAAGGCGCACUGCAAAGCCCAUUGCCCAAUGUGCCACCACCUCCCUCACCAUCCGCUCGCUCACAAUCCCAAAUCCCGCCAACAGCAUUUUCCUACCCGGCAUUCCAGCCGCUGUCUCCAUUAUCACUAACAUUGCUUCGUGACCAUGCAUCUGACAGGUCACAGGGCGUCCCUUCUCGUAGUCAAGGUUCAAAUCUCUAUGACUCAUUUCGGACCACCAGGUUUGAAGACAGUAGCUUUUUGAAAGGUUCACCCAUAUCCCAGUCUUUCAUACACAAAGAUUACUCCAGUCCACCAAGAUCAACUGUUGCCUCAGUUUCGCAGUCAUUUAAUUUGUCACCACAAAGAUUUUCUGAUGGGCCCAAAAAUAUGGUAUCAACACCCAUCACAUCAAGAGUGCUGUCAGUUGGUAUAGAUCCUGAAGCAUUUCAUACUUCCCUUCAUUCAACAAGUAGCAUCAGUUCUGAAUCCUCAGAGGAAGGCCCUUACAGAUCUGCUCUGAGAAAUGUGGAAGACAUUUUUCCAACCUCAUCUGAUAGUGUGCAUCAUUCACCUUCGUUUAGAGAGAAACAAGCGGGUUUGUCCAGCGACUAUUCCAUCAAUGAAAUCAGCAGCGAUCCCAAUAUAUCUAAUUCACGUUAUUAUACAGCAAGAAGUUUCUUCAAUGAUUCCAGUGAUUACCCAACUAGUGAAUGAAUAAUACAAUUAAAUGUAAGAGAAAAGUAAUUUUAAUGUGAAAAUUAUAUAAUGUAAUAAAAAUAUUCAGAGUAGCAUGAUUAGCAGGCAGCGGAUCACUGAAUAUUGAUUUGAUGUGCCUCUGUUACAUGGCUAGAAUAAAUAUAAAUCAGUGAUUGGACAGCAUGUUACAAAUAAAGAGUUAUUCUAUAAUGAUGAAUAAUUUUCGCUGAUCCUGCAGCAAAUAUUAAUUAUCUCUUGGAGACAAAUAGUGGUCAUUUAUUAGUGUGUGUAAUGCUUGGCUUGUUUCAUUCAGUAAAUUGAUCAUUUGAAGUUAAUAUAUAGACUGGAAGAUGCAAUAUUGUUUUAAAAAAAAACUUUGAACCUAUUGCUUGCCUGUCUUUUUCUAGGGAUGUGGUUCAUAGGUUGCAUUGGAUAGUGCUAGAUCUGACCCAUUCCUCA
Molecule: messenger RNA, 5571 nt
Organism: Leucoraja erinaceus (little skate)
Lineage: Eukaryota; Metazoa; Chordata; Chondrichthyes; Rajiformes; Rajidae
Exons: 25
Coding region: 37-5130 (1697 amino acids)
Source: RefSeq, a predicted model, not a curated record